Pestalotiopsis fici W106-1 is the source of this 990-nucleotide messenger RNA. RefSeq lists its product as uncharacterized. NCBI's taxonomy places the organism in Eukaryota, Fungi, Ascomycota, Sordariomycetes, Amphisphaeriales, Sporocadaceae. The transcript is spliced from 2 exons. The record is from RefSeq and is a predicted model, not a curated record. Gene Ontology annotation, molecular function: transmembrane transporter activity. The coding region runs from base 1 to 990 and encodes 329 amino acids. Gene Ontology annotation, biological process: transmembrane transport. Gene Ontology annotation, cellular component: membrane.
AUGGCAUACUAUCCAACCGUAUUUUGGAUCACCAUGUUUUUGCAAAAGGUGCAAGGAUUAGAACCCUUUGAUGUGGCCGUCCGCCUCUUACCACAGGCAUUGAUGGGUAUAUUCUUUAGCCCAUUGGUUGGGCUCAUCAUGGAUCGAACAUCUGGCACCGUGUUACUCAUUGUAGCUGCAUCGUGCUCGGUCCUCAGCAACUUGCUGCUUGUUUUCUUGCGCCAGGAGACAAACUACUUUGCUCUCAUCUUUCCGUCGCUUCUUCUCAGCACGAUUGGUAUGGACUGGACAAUGAAUGUUGGAUCUCUAUACACCCUAUCGGUACUGCCUCUGGAGCAUCAUUCCAUUGGUGCUUCUUUACUUCAGACCACUCUGCGCCUCGGUCUUCCACUUGGGCUGGGAGUCACCACCGCUGUGUGGACUUCUUUCGAUGGUUAUUACGACCCCAUGCUGUCUUACUCGAAGACAUUCAUCACUACGACUGCUUUUGCAGGCUUUUCUCUUGUAUUGGCUCCAUUUAUACGAAUCGGAAAACAAGGCUUUUCUCACCCCAAGUCGGUAAAAGAGAAUCAGUCGGACAAUUAUCGACCAAGCAAGCGAUGGUCUUACGUCGAGACUAUUUCCUCUACCAGCAGUAACAGCAGCAAUAGCAGUAGUCCGACGAGCAGAACCCCUAAACCUGAACUGCCACCAAUCCGAACAUCAUCAUUCUCGUCGGAGCUGUCAAUUGAGAAGAACCGGAACUCGUCUCGUGAAACGCCAGUCUCGGAAGCUCCCAAGUCUAAAAUUGUCUGGGUCGUCUGCGAACAGUGUAAUGCUAGCCGUCGCGUUACAGACCCGGUGGGCGACCCAACAAAGUACUUUAACAACAUCUACGGUACGCUCGAGAAGCCAAACCACGACAUGAUUGUCAAUGGCCGAAGACGGUUUCCAUUGGCUGCAAAGAAUCAAAGGACAAACUCUAAUAGUACAGCGACAACUGGUGGAUGA